Molecule: messenger RNA, 3801 nt
Organism: Phyllopteryx taeniolatus (common seadragon)
Lineage: Eukaryota; Metazoa; Chordata; Actinopteri; Syngnathiformes; Syngnathidae
Gene: tfap2b
Product: transcription factor AP-2 beta
Exons: 7
Coding region: 104-1426 (440 amino acids)
Biological process (GO): regulation of cell population proliferation; regulation of transcription by RNA polymerase II; anatomical structure development
Cellular component (GO): nucleus
Molecular function (GO): RNA polymerase II transcription regulatory region sequence-specific DNA binding; DNA-binding transcription factor activity, RNA polymerase II-specific
Source: RefSeq, a predicted model, not a curated record
GAGAGAGAGAGAGAGAGAGAGAGAGAGAGAGAGAGCGACUGAAGGAUGUGACAUCUUUUUUCUCUCUUACAUUCGGUUUACGGACAGCGGAGAAGCAGCGACCAUGCUGUGGAAACUAGUUGAGAAUGUCAAGUACGAAGAUAUUUACGAGGACCGCCACGACGGCGUCUCGAGCCACAGCUCGCGCCUGUCCCAGCUGGGUUCGGUCUCCCACGCCGGGCCCUACUCCAGCGCGCCGCCCCUCUCCCACGCCCCGUCGUCGGACUUCCAGCCUCCCUACUUCCCGCCGCCGUACCAGCCGCUCGCCCACUACCAGAGCCAGGACCCCUACUCCCACGUCGGCGACCCGUAUUCCCUGAACUCUCUGCACCAGAGCCAGCAGGGCGCAUGGGGGGCGCGGCAGCGGCAGGACGGGGAGCGGAUGGACAGCUCGUCUUUGCUGGCCCAGCCUCGGGCCUCGCUGCCGCAGCUGCCCGGGCUGGACCCGCGGCGGGACUACGGUGGGGUGAGGCGGCCCGACGUGCUGCUGCACGCCGCUCAUCCGGGACUGGAGCCCGGAAUGGGCGACGGACUGUUGCACGGACUACACGGCAUGGAGGAUGUACAGACAAUUGACGACACCAACGGAACCAGCAUACUGGAUCAAUCUGUAAUUAAGAAAGUACCCAUGCCACACAAGAACAUCGGCUCGUUGAUGCUGGGCAAGGACGGCCUGAUCGGCGGAGUCAGCGUCAACAUCAACGAACUGUUCUGUUCGGUGCCGGGUCGGCUGUCCCUGCUCAGCUCCACCUCCAAAUACAAAGUGACCGUCGGGGAGGUGCAGAGGAGACUUUCGCCGCCCGAGUGCCUCAACGCAUCCUUAUUGGGGGGCGUGUUGAGAAGAGCAAAGUCCAAAAACGGUGGGAGAUGCCUGAGAGAAAAACUAGAGAAGAUUGGACUGAAUUUACCUGCUGGGAGGCGCAAGGCUGCCAAUGUCACGUUGCUGACGUCACUCGUAGAAGGCGAGGCCGUGCACCUUGCCCGGGACUUCGGCUACAUCUGCGAGACGGAGUUCCCCACCAAAGCCGUGAGCGAGUACCUCAACCGGCAGCACGCGGAUCCCAACGAGCUGCACACGCGGAAAAACAUGCUGCUGGCCACCAAACAGCUGUGUAAGGAGUUCACAGACCUGCUGGCCCAGGACAGGACUCCCCUGGGCAACUCGAGGCCCACCCCCAUCCUGGAGCCCGGCAUCCAGAGCUGCCUCUCUCACUUUUCCUUCAUCACACACGGCUUCGGUUCGCCCGCCAUCUGCGCUGCGCUCACAGCUCUCCAAAACUACCUCACCGAGGCCCUCAAAGGACUCGACAAGAUGUUUCUCAACAAUCCUCCAAACCGGCACGGCGACAACAAGGCCGGCGAUAAAGACGAAAAGCAGCGGAAAUGAACCAGAUGUUACAUUGUCACUCGCAGCUUUACGCUACUGAGACUGACGUGCCGCACGCAGGCCUGCAUGAGGGCGAAGGGGACGAAGAACUCCAGACACACCGAAGGAUUGUUCACCUGCGUUACCUUCUUCCACUGCCCCGAGGACAUGCUGGUUGCGGCGUUACAUCCAUUUUGCUCCCCGUGCCGGUUUCCAGAUCGAGGUGCUGCGUGCAGCAGUAGACAUUGUGUGUGCGCUUGUGUUUGUCUUCACGCAACAAAAGCAAAAGCACCGUGAGUACGAAGAUAGGUAAUGAGAUAUAUCUAUCUGUGAAACAGAUAGGUUUGGUAACUACACACAAAUACAAGGUGAUGGGGGCUUAUUUAUGCGUGUACAUAUUUAUUUAUAUUAAUUUAAAAGGUUGAUUUUGUAAAUAGGUGCCAACUAUUUUGGAGUAGGCCUAUUUAUCUGUGAUCUGAUCUUUGUGAGUCGCCAGUGGGUGGGGGUGGGGACAGUAAGGACUCAUCCAGUGUUUUUCUGUUCUUAUAGAGCUGUUGUCAUGGUGCUGAUGAUGGGUAGACAUGCUUUGAAUUGUCCUGUGCUUUCAUUUCUAUCACAUUGAUAAUAAACCAUGUGUUUUAUUAUGAGAGGUAUGCCGAAGUUACCCUUCCUCCAUGAAAACGCGACACUUGUAACUGAAAAAGCAAAGCACAAUAUUCAUCACACCAGUCUAAUAGCGUAAUAUCUCCGAUGCAAGAGAUUGAAGUAGUGUAUAGUUAAUGAUGAGUAAAGUUGUUUCAUUCAUCUCUGCCUUCGGAAAUUGUGACGCAUUUCGGCUCUUGGGCACAGAAAUAUUUACUGAUUGACUCUCGUUAAAAAUUUAACAUGCGCAGUAACGCCUCUUCAAUGCGAUAUAUAUAUAUAUAUAUAUAUAUAUAUAUAUAUUGUAUUAAAUACCCGCUGUUAUAUUAUCCUGCAAUAAUGAUCCACUUGCAAUUGCUGAAAGGCGCCGUUCAUUAGGAUCACAGCAUGCAUGGCCUAACAAUAGCUCUCCCAUAAUGUUUGCACAUCUUCUUAUUUUGUCAAAAUUCUUCAUACAUACCACUUCACCUUUUACUAUACCUACCACACAGAUGUCAAACAAUCAUUCUGCAAGUAAGAAGAAUAUCAACUUUGCAUAUUUGAUCUCAAACAUUAAAUUCAAUUAAAUGAUCAAAGUAGGAGAAAGUAAUGUAGACAGAACAUUCAAAUGAAACUGAUUUUAAACAUUUCAGUGUUCUAACAGACAACUCCAUUUGAAAUGCUCAUAUAUUAAAUCUGCGCCUUAUCCAAGACACCAAAUCGUUCUGAUUGCUACUUCUGAGGGAAUUGCAAUAACAAUUCCCUGAGAAAUAGCAUGUUCUUGAAAAAGAAAUAAGAGAGAAAUAAGAGAUGCUUCUGCCAAGCCAAAAGUACUCCAAAAGAACCUUGAAGGGGUUGUUCAUCAAUGUAUCCCACUGGCCAUCCUCCUGUUAUUAUGAUACACUAUCAUGGACAUGUACGAUAACAGUUGAAAGUUCAACGAAAAAAUGUCCAGUAAGCAGGUCAGCUGCAUGUGAAACUGUCCGGUCACCGCAAGGUGAAAAUGUAUCGCAACUGCUGUGAUUGAAUACUGAUAUGUUAUUCGUAAUGACUUACAUGACUUACAUGUGUUACAGCAGAAAGCAACCCCGCCCCACAACACAGGUUAUUAUAAGCUGUUCAAGUGUUUUUGGGCAAACAAUAGCACUUUUAACUAAAACAAUACCAAUACAAGUACUGGUAAUAAUAGACCAGAUACUGGUAUUUCAUCAUGCAAGGAAGCUGCAAUGUAUUCCAGAGCAUGCACACAGCAGGAUGGAUUCCAGGGAGAUAAUUGGCUGCAUUCUCGAGGCCUCUCACUCGCACGUGCGCAAGGGGAAAGGAAUUGUGCCUUGCGGGCCUUCUUCUGUGUUGGCUAUCUUCUCCUGUGCUGGCUAUAUCUCGCAAUGUGCUAAUGAUGAGAGAGCACGCGACGCACGGAUUUGAGCAGACAGAGAGAGAGAUUUUGCUUUUGAAAUCAACUUUAUUGGGCAGCUUUUUAAAAUUGUGCUCAAGGUAAAUGGCCACAAAAAUAAAAUAUUUUCAAAAACACGAGUGGUGGGGUUGAGGGGGAGCCUGGGGCUGAGUGUGACCCGUGAAGUGGAACGCUGCGUGACGCAGGUGCAGAGUUCAGUACCCGCAUGUCCGCAAGCCAUUCCCGUUCAACAAAAGGAGAAGCUACUGAGGAUCAGUGGCUACACAACAAAGAGGUUGGCUGGCUGCAACAAUAAACGUCAAUAGGACGGGCAUGACCUGAUGAUGUAUUAUUAAGUCUUAAGAUAAAAAAACAAAAAAAC